AAGACGCAGAUCGUCGUCGAGUGAGAGUCGGGUCGGUCGAGUGCACUGGGCAAGGUAGAGAGAGAGAGAGCACAAGGUAGCGCAGAGCAGCAGUGAUCCACUUUGAUCUAUGUUCGCAGAGUCACCGGAAUUGGUAAUUCAGUAGAAAGUGCGGAACGUGACUUGGCGGUUGGUGGUGCCAUCGUCGUUGUUGUUGAUGUGAAUCUGACGUGCGAAUGAAACAAAAUUCGGCUACUGAAGAGGAAGAUUGAUUGCGCUGGUGUUUAGGUUGUGUUACAAUUGCACUCAGCGCAUUGUGUAAUUUUUCUCAGAAGUGACGUGAUCGAUCGGCAAUUCCCGUGAUGCGGGUGAUGAUGGAUUAGUGUAAAAGAGCGCGAGUGCAAAGGAAGCAAAGAUCGCGGUGCUGUUGAUACUGUUUUGGAGGUGUUGAGAGAUAGAGCGUGCUGCCCGCAUAAGUCACGACUGUCGAUCCAAUCGUGGUGUUCUACUUUGACGAUCAUUCGUUCGUUCGCUCGUUGCAGAAUCAAUCAGAACGCGCGCUGACCUAACCCUCGAUUGGUUGCACAACGAGGUGCGGGAGAUUGGCAGCGAAGAGAGGUGUUGGGAAAUUAUUUCAGAACUGUGAUUCCAGCUCUUGAGACGAGUUCAGUUGGUUGACCGGACCUGCGGAAACUGCAAAAAGGAGGAGGAGGAGGAGGACGGGAAGGCGGUGCUGUUUUGGCGCUGAACAUCGAUCGGGAGGCAAAAUCGGACGCCACGCUAGAACACCAUGGGUAGUUCCGGCUACACGUGCAUACGACGGACAUUCUGCUCGUUCAACGUUCUAAUAUGGCUCUGCGGUAGCUGCUUCCUGGCCAUCGGCGUGUGGCUACGAUUUGCCGCACCCGGCUAUGCCACCCUACUGCCAGACCACGCUGCCCUCAGCGCAGACUGCCUAUUCAUGACCAUCGGCGUGAUUAGUUUCGUGAUAGCAUUCUUCGGCUGCUGCGGUUCGUGGUUCCAGUCGCGGUGUUUCUUGAUAAUUUAUUUCACUCUGGUGGUGUUGCUGUUUUUGAGCGAGUUCCUUUUGGGAUCGCUGGCAUUUGUGUUCCGGGGAGGAAUCGGACGGAUGAUGGUUCACGAACUGAAGUACGGCAUCGAAAAGCACUACAACGUGUCGGAUCGAGGUGGAAUUUUUGCACCCUCGGUGGCAUCCAUCUGGGACAAGGUGCAAGUUGAGCUGCAAUGUUGCGGUGUCAGCUCGUACGAAGACUGGUACGACAUCAGUGCAUGGCCGGGCGAGCGGUGGGUCCCGCGGUCCUGUUGCCGACCGCGCUACGGUUCUCUAAUGCUGGAAGGCUCGGGUGACGAUCUGCAGAGCGCUGAUUGCCGGAAAGCUGGCGACCCGUCUCUGCUGUGGGACAAGAGCUGCGGCCAGAUUCUCCAGAUGUGGUUCGUCCAAAGGCUACACGUCGUUGGGACGGUUGGUCUAGUCAUAGCAUUUCUACAGCUAUUCGGUCUGAUAUCGUCGAUGUUACUGUUCUGCACGGUCAAGCACAAACGAUCGUCGAAAACCUACAAAUCGUACUCGCCCUCGGUGGACACGACCCUAAAUCGGAACAGCACCGGAACCUACCUGGACGAUUGAUAUUGAUGUCUGUCUCGAUUACUAUUGCGUAUGUAGGUAUCGAGAUCACUCCACAAUAUGGCUUUACGAAAUUCACAAUCCUCGAAGAUCACGUAAGACACCACGAACCACAACAACGAAGCUGAGCAGUGGAUAAAUAUACUCGUAUUUAUAUCAAAAUCAUUACUAUUUUACACAUGUACUAUUUUAGGUUAAACGCCGAGAUGCUGAGACGCUGAAAUCGAAUCCUUAGAUUAAGGAGAUGCUGUGCCAAAAAUCACGAAGAUAGUUGUUUGUAUUUUAAAAAAACCCGAGAUUAAAUAAGAGUAUUGUUAAUUUAUGGAACGCUAGGUCACCUUAGAAAGUAAGGAUAAGGAUAUCACUACAAAAGUAGAACGAACAAAUUGGUUAAAAAAUAAAAUGUAUUUACAAAAGAAUCCAGUGAUCGGGAGAGUCUCCGACCUAGCUUUCGAUAGAUCGCGCUUAGAUUUUAGACCUUAUAUGAUACAAUUGGUUUUUACUACCUUAUAGAUCUAUGUAUUUAUAAAUAGUAUAUCCGACUGCCGAAGUCGAAGCAAAGCAUUCCAAAGUAGCACAACUUGUAUUUACAUGGUAAUUCUCAGAGAUAAAUGAAAUAAAUCAACCUUGUAUGUACUCCA
Aedes albopictus (Asian tiger mosquito) is the source of this 2265-nucleotide messenger RNA. RefSeq names its product tetraspanin-9. Gene Ontology annotation, cellular component: plasma membrane. The coding region runs from base 770 to 1627 and encodes 285 amino acids. The transcript has 7 exons. The record is from RefSeq and is a predicted model, not a curated record. Lineage: Eukaryota; Metazoa; Arthropoda; Insecta; Diptera; Culicidae.